UUGGGUCGGGAUUUAAGGCCGUCUUCCAAGUUCCAAUUGAGUACUGGGCGAACACUGAUAAACCCUAAGUAAACCCCUCCAUCGCCAUUCCCCCUUUACUUUCUCUCUCUACAAUCUACGCUUGUAAUUUGGUUCCUUCAAAUUUCCAAUUCCAAAAUAAGGGUCUCCAAUUCAACCAAAAAAGGGGGAGUUAUCAGAAAAUGUUGAGAAGGAACAUUCGAUUGAGGAGAGAGUAUCUCUACCGAAAAAGCUUAGAAGGCAAAGAGCGUUUGUUGUAUGAGAAGAAGCGCAAAAUCAGAGAAGCUCUUGAAGAUGGGAAGCCAAUUCCAACGGAAUUGAGAAAUGAAGAAGCUGCUCUUCGUCAAGAAAUCGAUCUUGAAGAUGAUUACACUGCCAUUCCUAGGUCCCUUAUUGAUGAUGAGUAUGCCAAGGCUACUGAACGAGAACCAAAGAUUCUUUUAACUACAUCAAGAGAUCCUAGUCAGCCCCUUACGCAAUUUACAAAGGAACUGAAGUUUAUCUUUCCUAAUGCAGAACGAAUGAAUAGAGGUAGCCAGGUAAUAAAUGAGAUAAUUGAAUCUUGCCGUGCUCGAGAUUUCACAGAUAUUAUAUUGGUUCAUGAGCACCGUGGUGUGCCUGAUGGACUAAUUGUUUGCCAUUUACCUUUCGGUCCAACUGCAUAUUUUGGAUUACACAAUGUGGUUACCAGACAUGACAUCAAGGACAAGAAUUCAAUUGGAACAAUGCCAGGGGCUUUUCCACAUCUCAUUCUUAACAAUUUCACAACCAAGCUAGGGGAACGGACUGCAACCAUCCUAAAGCAUCUAUUCCCUGUACCAAAGCCAGAUUCAAAACGGAUAAUCACUUUUGCUAACCAGUCUGACUAUGUUUCGUUCAGACAUCAUGUCUAUGAAAAACAAGGGGGUCCAAAAUCGAUUGAACUUAAGGAGAUUGGUCCUCGUUUUGAACUACGGCUAUAUCAGAUUAAGCUAGGGACCGUGGAGCAGAAAGAAGCUCAGAAUGAAUGGGUAUUGAGACCAUACAUGAAUACUACCAAGAAGAGGAAGUUUCUUGGGGAUUGAUUCUGUCGAUUGAUCUUAUUGACAUGAUGUAGGCUGUUACCUUCCUUUUUUCUUCUCUUUGAAAUCAAAGACAAAUCAACCUGAAAUGUUUCCUUACAAUGCUUUCACACUUGCCUUUGGUUCGAUAUGCAAAUUUAUGUUGUAAUUUGUAAACAGUUUUGACUCUUUUGCUGAUAUGAAAUAUUAAUUAUUUUAA
Molecule: messenger RNA, 1278 nt
Organism: Spinacia oleracea (spinach)
Lineage: Eukaryota; Viridiplantae; Streptophyta; Magnoliopsida; Caryophyllales; Amaranthaceae
Exons: 9
Coding region: 201-1082 (293 amino acids)
Biological process (GO): rRNA processing
Cellular component (GO): Mpp10 complex; nucleolus; small-subunit processome
Molecular function (GO): snoRNA binding; rRNA primary transcript binding
Source: RefSeq, a predicted model, not a curated record